AUAGCUGCUCAGCCAAAACACAGAGGGAGUGAUGGCUGCAGCCUUGUCUUUGAACGUGGACACCCUGCGGGAGGUACUGGAAUGCCCCAUCUGUAUGGAAACCUACACAGAGGAGCUGCUGAGACCGAAGCUGCUGCACUGCGGUCAUACUACUUGCAAGCAGUGCCUGGAGAAGCUUUUGGCGAAUGCCAUUAAUGGCGUGCGCUGUCCCUUCUGCAGCAGAGUGACCCAUGCGACCAGUGUGACUCAGCUGGCUGACAACCUGACUGUCCUGAAGAUUAUUAACACGUCGGAGGUCGGCCAGGCCGUCAGCGGACUGCUGUGCAAGUCCUGCGGCAGAAGGCUGCCGAGGUGCUUCUGCAGGAGCUGUGCCCUGCUGCUGUGUGAAGGCUGCGGGGAAGGAGAUCACAUGCAACCUGGUCACACUGUACUGUCACUGCGGGAGGCUGCCAGUGAAUGCAGGAGGGCACUGGAAGAAAGUCUUACACGUCUGAGGCAGCAUAUACUAGACCUCCAGAAAAGGAAGGCCUCCCUAGAAGGCAUCUCAUCAAUGCUAAAAUCCAAGUACAAGUCAGUGCUGCAAGAUUACACCAAGGAAGAGUGCCGUGUGCAGGAGGAACUGGGCAAAUCCCGCAAGCUUUUCACAGCUUCCUUGGCUGAGGUGGAGAAGAUGAACAGUGAGGUUCUGGAUGAACAGUCAUACUUACUGAAUAUCACUGAGGUGCAGCUUGUGUCUAGGUGUGACUACCUCCUGCUCAAGUUAAAGCAGUCAGAUACAGCUCUCCUAGAAGAGUCUCUAGAGGAAGAAGAGCCUGAACUUGCAAAUGACUUACCCACAGAGCUUACCUUGCAAGAUGUGGAGUUCUUCAAGGUAGGGUACGUUGAUCCACUGCAGGUUGGUGAAGUGGCUAAGAAACCAUACGUUGUCAAUGUCCAAGACUCUAUGUUCGAAGCUGCUGCUUUCCCGCUGGUUCCAUGUAAUGAUAUGGAGAUAAUGCCAGAAGAGGUGAGCAAUGUCACUCAGUGUCCUUCUCCUCCUAUCAACCAGUUACCUGAGGCCUCUUGCAACUUGCAGCUGUGCCAGUUCUUGAGAAAGAUGGGAUCAAAAGGCAAUAUGCCAGGCAUGUUUAAUCUACCGGUCAGCCUGCAUGUUACUCCAAUGGGAGAAGUGCUUGUGGCUGAUAGAGGAAACCAUAGGAUCCAGGUCUUCAAUAGGAAAGGCUUUCAAAAAGAGAUCAGGCGAAGCCCCACUGGAAUUGAUACCUUUGUGCUCAGCUUCCUGGGAGCCGAUCUCCCAAAUCUUAUCCCAUUGUCUGUCACCAUGAACUGCCACGGAUUGAUUGGUGUUACAGACAAUUACGAUAACUCGGUGAAGGUGUACACAAUGGAGGGACGCUGCAUUGCUUGUCACAGAAGCCAGCUCAGCAAGCCCUGGGGCAUUGCAGCCAUGCCCUCUGGUCAGUUUGUAGUAACUGAUGUGGAAGGGGGCAAACUUUGGUGUCUGACUGUAGAUCGCAGGCUGGGAGUUGUCAAAUAUAGCCGGCUCUGUAGUGCUGUGCGUCCAAAAUUUGUAACCUGUGACCAGGAAGGUACUGUUUUCUUUACCCAGGGGCUAGGUCUGAACCUGGAGAACAGGCAGUAUGAGCACCAUCUGGAAGGAGGCUUUUCUAUAGGUUCUGUGGGGUCUGAUGGUCAGCUGGGACGGCAGAUUAGCCACUUCUUUUCUGAAAAUGAGGACUUCCGUUGUAUUGCAGGCAUGUGUGUUGGGGCCAGAGGAGACCUGAUUGUUGCUGAUAGUGGCCGCAAGGAAAUUCUAAAUUUUCCCAAAAGUGGAGGGUACAGUGUCUUAAUUAAAGAGGGCCUGAUAUGUCCUGUAGGUGUUUCGGUCACUCCAAAAGGACAGUUAUUGGUGCUUGAUUGUUGGGAUCAUUGUAUUAAAGUAUAUAGUUACAAUGUACGCAGGUAUUCCACACCUUAACAAUAAACAUUGUCACUGAGUCUCAGUGCACAGUGAAACUGGCUGAACCCAUUCCAAGGAAGUAGAUUCCAAGUGCAGACAUGUCUUCAUUAUGAACAAAAAAAAUAAAAAUUGUUUAUUUGCACCUUAAAAUGUUCCUAGGGUACUGCUGGGGCCUCCAAACUAUGUGUGCCUUGCCCCCACCCAUGACUACUGGGUUGAUUUUUACCUAGGAAAAAAAUAA
Spea bombifrons (plains spadefoot toad) is the source of this 2201-nucleotide messenger RNA. RefSeq names its product tripartite motif containing 32 (gene TRIM32). The coding region runs from base 32 to 1978 and encodes 648 amino acids. Gene Ontology annotation, molecular function: zinc ion binding; protein binding. The record is from RefSeq and is a predicted model, not a curated record. NCBI's taxonomy places the organism in Eukaryota, Metazoa, Chordata, Amphibia, Anura, Pelobatidae. The transcript has a single exon.